Staurois parvus is the source of this 310-nucleotide messenger RNA. Lineage: Eukaryota; Metazoa; Chordata; Amphibia; Anura; Ranidae. The record is from the annotation of a GenBank genome assembly.
CAGAGACUGCGGACAUAGUACAGGGGAUGACCAGAGACUGCGGACACAGUACAGGGAUGACCAGAGACUGCGGACAUAGUACAGGAGAUGACCAGAGACUGCGGACACAGUACAGGGAUGACCAGAGACUGCGGAACACAGUACAGGGAUGACCAGAGACUGCGAACAGAGACAGAGACCAGAGACUGCGGACACAGUACAGGAGAUGACCAGAGACUGCGGACACAGUACAGGAGAUGACCAGAGACUGCGGACAGCACAGGACAUGACCAGAGACUGCAGACAGCACAGGAGAUGACCAGAGACUGCG